Messenger RNA from Durio zibethinus, 3721 nucleotides. Its product is annotated as ISWI chromatin-remodeling complex ATPase CHR17. Gene Ontology annotation, biological process: nucleosome organization. Lineage: Eukaryota; Viridiplantae; Streptophyta; Magnoliopsida; Malvales; Malvaceae. Gene Ontology annotation, cellular component: nucleus; chromatin. Gene Ontology annotation, molecular function: nucleosome binding; histone binding; ATP hydrolysis activity. The record is from RefSeq and is a predicted model, not a curated record.
CAUUCAAGGGUCCGAGCCCACGCGCUACAAACCCCGAGCCAGCGGGUUAGCAAGGCGGGAAAUUCUCGUUUCCUUGUACCUGGCGGGAAAUUGCCUACUUGACACUCAAUCCACUUGAAAACAAUUAAUCUCCACUUUCCCAAAAUCCAACGGCUACAAUAUCAUCAACUUCAAUUCACUAUCACUUUUAUUCGGAGCCUCGUUUCUGUACGAAAAUCAGUCUCUCUCGUUUUUAUUUCUUUUUUAUACUUUAUUUUUUCCCUUUCUAUCCAAAAGAAAAGAAUAGAAACCCCCGAUCUGAGAAAGAGAUGGCGAAGUCGUCGAAGCCGGCGUCGUCCGAUGAAGCCCUAUCCAACAGCUCCAAUUCAUCAGAAGAGGAGCGAAUCAACGAUCAGAUCGACGGCGAUGAAGAAGACGCGGAAGAGCUCGAAGCCGUUGCUCGCUCUGCCGCCGCCUCCGACGAAGACGAUGACGCCGUCGCUGAUGAAAACACUGAUGACGCCGACGAGGAUGAGUCUAACGGGGCUGGUCCAGAAAUUAGUAAGCGAGAAAAGCAGAGGCUAAAAGACAUGCAGAAGCUAAAGAAGCAGAAGAUUCAGGAAAUAUUGGAUGCUCAAAAUGCUGCCAUUGAUGCUGAUAUGAAUAAUAGGGGGAAGGGGCGUUUGAAGUAUCUUUUGCAGCAAACGGAGUUGUUUGCUCAUUUUGCUAAAGGUGACCAAUCGUCAUCACAAAAGAAGGUGAAAGGAAGGGGCCGUCAUGCAUCAAAAGUAACUGAAGAGGAAGAAGAUGAAGAAUGUCUCAAGGAGGAAGAAGAUGGUUUGUCUGGAAACACCCGAUUGGUGACUCAGCCUUCUUGUGUUCAGGGAAAAAUGAGAGACUACCAACUUGCUGGUUUAAACUGGCUUAUACGACUGUAUGAGAAUGGUAUAAAUGGAAUUCUUGCAGAUGAAAUGGGACUUGGAAAAACUUUGCAAACCAUUUCUUUACUGGGUUAUCUGCAUGAGUACCUUGGGAUUACUGGCCCUCAUAUGGUUGUUGCUCCAAAAUCAACUCUUGGUAACUGGAUGAAUGAAAUUCGUCGAUUUUGCCCGGUCUUGCGAGCUGUAAAGUUUCUUGGGAAUCCUGAGGAAAGAAGAUACAUCCGUGAGGAGUUACUGGUUGCUGGAAAGUUUGAUGUCUGUGUGACAAGUUUUGAAAUGGCCAUCAAAGAGAAGUCAGCUUUGCGUCGUUUUAGUUGGCGCUAUAUAAUUAUCGAUGAAGCCCAUCGAAUCAAGAAUGAGAAUUCACUCCUUUCUAAAACUAUGAGACUCUACAAUACUAAUUACCGUCUUCUUAUUACGGGUACUCCACUUCAGAAUAAUCUCCAUGAGCUUUGGUCUCUUCUUAACUUUUUACUGCCAGAGAUUUUUAGUUCAGCUGAAACUUUUGAUGAGUGGUUUCAGAUUUCUGGUGAAAAUGAUCAGCAGGAGGUCGUUCAACAACUUCACAAGGUUCUUCGACCAUUUCUCCUUCGGAGAUUGAAAUCUGAUGUUGAGAAAGGUUUGCCUCCUAAAAAGGAAACAAUCCUGAAAGUAGGAAUGUCCCAGAUGCAGAAACAGUACUAUAGGGCUUUGCUGCAAAAAGAUCUUGAAGUUGUUAAUGCUGGAGGAGAGCGUAAGCGUCUUCUGAACAUUGCAAUGCAGUUGCGUAAAUGCUGUAAUCACCCAUAUCUUUUCCAAGGUGCUGAACCUGGACCUCCAUAUACAACUGGAGACCAUCUUAUAACCAAUGCUGGUAAAAUGGUUCUCUUGGACAAGUUACUUCCAAAGCUGAAGGAGCGUGAUUCUAGAGUUCUGAUAUUUUCACAGAUGACGAGGCUGCUGGAUAUUCUCGAAGACUAUUUGAUGUUUCGUGGGUAUCUGUAUUGCCGGAUUGAUGGUAAUACAGGCGGAGAAGAUCGUGAUGCUUCCAUUGAAGCCUUUAAUAAGCCAGGAAGUGAAAAAUUUGUUUUCUUGUUAUCAACUAGAGCUGGAGGCCUUGGUAUUAAUCUUGCUACUGCAGAUGUUGUCAUCCUUUACGAUAGUGACUGGAACCCACAAGUUGAUUUGCAAGCACAGGAUAGAGCUCAUAGGAUUGGUCAAAAGAAGGAAGUUCAAGUAUUCCGAUUUUGCACGGAGUAUACUAUUGAGGAAAAGGUGAUUGAGAGGGCUUAUAAAAAGCUUGCCCUAGAUGCUCUGGUUAUUCAACAAGGACGAUUAGCAGAACAGAAAACUGUUAACAAGGAUGAGUUGCUUCAAAUGGUGAGGUUUGGUGCUGAAAUGGUCUUCAGUUCCAAGGAUAGCACUAUAACAGAUGAAGACAUCGAUAGAAUCAUCGCUAAAGGAGAAGCAGCGACAGCUGAACUUGAUGCCAAGAUGAAGAAAUUUACAGAGGAUGCAAUUAAAUUUAAGAUGGAUGAUACUGCUGAAUUGUAUGAUUUUGAUGAUGACAAGGAUGAGAACAAGUUUGACUUCAAGAAAAUUGUAAGUGAAAACUGGAUUGAACCACCAAAAAGAGAGCGGAAGCGGAAUUACUCAGAAUCUGAGUACUUUAAACAAACCAUGCGCCAAGGUGGUCCAACAAAACCUAAGGAACCUCGAAUUCCUCGCAUGCCUCAACUGCAUGAUUUCCAAUUUUUUAACACUCAGAGGCUAAGUGAGUUGUAUGAGAAAGAAGUACGCUAUCUCAUGCAAACACAUCAGAAGAAUCAGAUAAAGGACACUAUUGAUGUGGAUGAACCUGAAGAAGGGGGAGAUCCAUUAACUGCUGAGGAGUUGGAGGAAAAGGAGCGACUGUUAGAAGAGGGAUUUUCUUCAUGGAGUAGAAGAGAUUUCAAUACUUUCAUUAGAGCUUGUGAGAAGUAUGGACGAAAUGAUAUAAAGAGUAUUGCUUCAGAAAUGGAAGGGAAAACGGAGGAGGAAGUUGAAAGAUACGCCAAAGUUUUUAAAGAACGAUACAAGGAGUUAAAUGAUUAUGAUAGGAUAAUUAAGAACAUUGAACGAGGAGAGUCCAGGAUUUCUAGAAAAGAUGAGAUCAUGAAAGCUAUCGGCAAGAAAUUGGAUCGCUACAAGAAUCCAUGGCUAGAAAUGAAGAUACAGUAUGGUCAGAACAAAGGGAAGCUGUACAAUGAAGAAUGUGAUCGGUUCAUGAUAUGCAUGGUUCACAAGCUUGGAUAUGGGAAUUGGGAGGAGUUGAAAGCAGCAUUCCGUACAUCCCCUUUGUUUCGAUUUGAUUGGUUUGUGAAGUCACGGACAACUCAAGAGUUGGCAAGGAGAUGUGAUACCCUUAUUCGAUUGGUUGAGAAGGAAAACCAAGAAUACGACGAGAGGGAGCGACAAGCCCGCAAGGAGAAGAAACUUGCCAAGAACAUGACACCAUCAAAGCGUGGUGGGAGGCAACCAACUGAGAGUCCUACACAACUAAAGAAACGGAAGCAGCUAUCAAUGGAUGAUUAUGUGAUCUCGGGGAAAAAGAGAAAGUGAUAUCAGCAAUGUAAACUACAAAUUUUGGGUUUAAAGCAAGAAAUAUCAUGUUGAGGAGUUGGGUUGUAGUUUGCAUGCUAGACUCUUGACUUGAAAGGGCUAAAUCAUUAUUGAUGCAUUAGGAUUUGAAAGCUGCAUAAACGAGUAUACCGGGUAACUAGGGUUUUCUAAGUACAAUAUUAUGCUCCAUCCAUCGGAACCAUAUGAUAUUUGUAUGCCAA